Cheilinus undulatus (humphead wrasse) is the source of this 4300-nucleotide messenger RNA. It is a transcript of the gene ptpn22, whose product is annotated as protein tyrosine phosphatase non-receptor type 22. Gene Ontology annotation, biological process: peptidyl-tyrosine dephosphorylation. NCBI's taxonomy places the organism in Eukaryota, Metazoa, Chordata, Actinopteri, Labriformes, Labridae. The transcript is spliced from 26 exons. Gene Ontology annotation, molecular function: non-membrane spanning protein tyrosine phosphatase activity. Gene Ontology annotation, cellular component: nucleus; cytoplasm. The record is from RefSeq and is a predicted model, not a curated record. The coding region runs from base 209 to 2737 and encodes 842 amino acids.
GACAGUUCACACGUUCCCUCACUACAGUUCCCUGAUGUGACAGUUGUAAUAGAGAAGUUGUCUGUGUCUGUGCUGCAGCGGCAGAAGUAGUGCCGCCGCCCAUGAACCAAAGCCACGGAUAAACCUGAUCCAUGACCCCGAGACGAGGACCUCUGUGUCCUGACAUGCCUCUGGAAGGUGUCCCGUCCAGGGAAGAGUACUGCCAGAUAUGGAGCAUCAAGCCGGGAUACUGAGGAGCCUCUUAAGCCAGCUGGAGAGACAGGAGGCUGGGGACAAGGAGGCACACAAUGGCAUUAUUGGGGAGUUUAUGAGGUUGAAAAGCCUGUCAACUAAGUACCGCACGGACAAGACAUACCCAACCAAGACAGCUGAGAAGCAGGAAAACAUCAAGAAGAACCGAUACAAGGACAUCCUUCCCUUUGACCACAGCAGAGUGAAGCUCAGUCUCACCACAGCUAAAAAUGACACGGACUACAUCAACGCCAGUUUCAUCAAGGGAGUGUCGGGCUCCAGGGCCUACAUUGCCACUCAGGGUCCUCUGCCUCACACUGUUCUGGACUUUUUAAGGAUGCUCUGGGAGUACAAAAUAAAGAUCAUAGUGAUGGCAUGUCGAGAAUUUGAGAUGGGAAAGAAAAAGUGUGAGCGCUACUGGCCGGAGAAACAAGAGCAGCCGUUCGUCUGUGAACCUUUUACAGUUUACUGUGACUCUGAGGAACCUAAAGGAGAUUAUUUGGCAAGGACGUUACGGGUGACUUAUUGCAAUGCUAGCCGGACUUUUCUACAGCUGCACUAUGUCAACUGGCCUGAUCACGGUGUACCAGACUCCAUCCCUCCCAUCCUGGACAUGCUGCAUGAGAUGCGGGCAGAGCAGCCCCAUGAUGAUAUCCCUGUUUGCAUCCACUGCAGUGCCGGCUGUGGUAGAACAGGAGCCCUGUGUGUCAUCGAUUAUACCUGGAACCUCCUGAAGAAAGGGAUGAUUACAUCAGAGUUCAAUAUCUUCGACCUGGUUCAGAGCAUGAGGACGCAGAGGCCCUCACUGGUUCAGACCAAGGAACAAUAUGAGCUGGUUUACAGAACCAUCAGGUUACUGUUUGAGAGAUAUCUGCAGUCCAUGGAUGAGCAAACCCGCAGAAAUGAGGUGACGAUGGCUCCAUCCUUGCUCACGCCGGACACUGAAAGUGAACUGUCCAACCUGAGCGAGGAGCUUGACCUGCAACCCCAUUUCCAGCACCUUCUCGACAAUGAAAGGGACACUCUACUGCAGUACCACACACUCUUCUCCAAUUCAGACAAUGCCAUUUCUUUAACAAACCACAACACACAGUGGAAUCAGCAGCAUUUAGACCUACUUCAAAACCUUCCAGAAACUCUCACCACCACCAUGGAUCGACAGGAGGAACCAGGAAAAGUCAUACAUGCAGGCCAAAGAGCCUCUGCAGUAGAUGAGAGUGACAACAAACCAUCACAGAACCCUCAACCUUCAUCCAAAGUAGAAGCAGCCAUGCUUUUGAUGGUGGAAGAUCCCUACUUUGAUACUCCACUGAGCUCCCCUUCAACAGAAGAGCCAUCAAAGGGCCCCAGAGAUGAUACCAAACCUGUCUUCAACACACCCUCACUGCUUCUCAAUGACCAGACCAUGGAGCACAGCUCCACUGCUUCAGGUACCCAUGAGGUUCAUACAGAUGAAGAGGAACCGCCUCCCCUACCUCAGCGAACGCCUGAGUCCUACGUCCUGGCUAUUGAUACAGAGAACCCUGAACCCCAUGAAAGGCUGAUGGUAGUCAUACCACCCAACGCGGCUGCUGAGGCUGUCAGAGAGUUGGGAGGUUGCCCCCCAUCACCUGUGCCCCCACUCCCAGAGAGAACACCAGAAUCAUUUGAGCUGGCUUCUGAUGAAGCUCCUGUGGAGCAGAAGUUAAAUGUAAAGCCAACGAUGAGUCUGACCAGAGUAGGGACGUCAUCAGAGUGGUGUGGAAACUCAAAACCAGCUAAUCCUGUAACUCAGAAUGAAACCAAGUCCUGGGUGAGGAGUAAGAGUCUCAGAGCAAAAAUGGACUUCACAGCUGUAACUCCAACAACACACCCCGAUCUGGCACUAAAUACGACAAAUCUCCAACCAUACUGUCCUCCUCUGGAUCAUAUGUCUCCAACGCUGCCUCAUCAGUCCGAAGAGAGGCUGACGCCUCCACUUCCUGACCGAACUCCAGAGUCGUACCUCCUAAACACAGGAGAUGUAGAUGAAAAACCAGUCACCAACUCCCAGCCUGUGGAAACAUUACAUCCCUCAGCAAGAAUCAGCCUAUCGUCAGGGCAAAACAGCCCCUCUCAGCCCAGGAGGUUCCUCGAUGUUAUGAGCCGGAGCAAGAGUGUUCGAGAUAAAGGUUCAAAACAAGAGCCCCUCACUGCAGCUCGACCGCUCACUCCACCUCCUGUGGUCAGAGCAGCAGCAGGAAGUGAAGCACAUGUAGAACAUGGCGCACACCACAGUGGCUCGGUGAACUCUGAGACAUCCACAAACAAAACCAACAAAAGCAAUGAGAAGGGCAUGAUGAGAUCGAGGAGUUUGAAGUUUUUCAAAUCCAAACAAAAACCAAAAACAUCACCUCCACAACCUCCAACCCAACCUGGAACUCCACCUCCAUCAUAUGCCACCUCGUCUUCACUGUUCAAAUUUGGGUUUGGGAACCGUUUUGGCAAGCCAAAAGGCCCCAGGAGUUAUCCAGAGACGUGGGUGUGAAGCUGGAGUUAAUGAAAUAUAUGGAUCCUGUUCUAUUUAUCAAUGCACAGUACUAUGCAGAGUCUUAUAGCAUGUUUGAGCCCAAAUUGAAGCUGAAGUAGGCCGCAAAUGUGGCAUGUAAGCCACCUGAGGGGACAAAUUAGUCGAGAAGGACGAUUGACACAACUCAGGUUGUCCUCUGGAUGUCCUUGGACAUUACCAGGGUAAUGUGAAAGUAAUCUGUUGGACAAAUAAAGUCCACAAUCUUAAGGUGGGUAGUAGGUUUGCCACAAGCUGUGCUGUGGAUGUCCUAAGGGUCCAAAAACUGCAGGCGGUCUGUGGGUCUAUCACCAGGGGUAAAAAGGCCCCAGAUGAAAAAAGCGCUGUCAAGCUUGACCUUGGCUGCCCCCUCUUCUACAGCCCCAGGUUAUUGCACAUCUGACCCUUUCGCACUCUAGAUGCUUAAAACUUAUGCACAUGACUGUACAUUGGAUAGUGAGGAGAUUUGGACCAGUGGAAGUUUUUACAGCCAUCUCAUGGCAAUUUCAGGCUGUUUCUCUGCUUAUCACAGCACAACAGCAGAGAACAUGAAGUGCCUUAUUUCCAGCUCUCAUCAGCUGUUUAGUACUAAAAAUAAUCAAAGGUUGCCCAUACAUACUAAUGGGUGCCUAUGCUUAAACAACAGGGAAAUCCACUUGGACCAAAGACUUGAACAUCAAACCAAAAACUAAAUAUUUGCUUGAAGAAGUCUGCAAUAUUAACUUUGACACUUCUUAAUGCUAAAGACAAACUCUGUUAAACUAGUGUGUGAGGAAUUUAUAUUUUUGUGUGUCUGUUUGAGUUUGAAAAGACGGGUACUUUUUGGUAAGAAAGAAAAUUUCUUUUUUAUACAAACAAACAUUUAGUGUAUGGUACCAAGUUUGGGUUAUGAAAAACGUGUCUCCAAUCCAUUUUUUUGUAGCUUUAACAAGCAUCAUUUUUGAAAGGCUCAACAUUCUUAAGGAUACCUUAAGGCAGUGUUUCUCUGCCAUUUCAAGCUAACUUCAUGUCUGGCAUAGUUAUUUGGUGAAUUAACUCCCUUGCAAAGCUCCUUUUUCCUGUUUUUCUUUUUAAAAAAUCCCUACGAAUCACACUGGUAUGCUAUUUUGAAGCUAAAAUAUGUGGACAUUUUGCAUUAAAAAACAUAUAUCAAUUAGAAAUGACAACUCCUAUGUUAUAUAUUAGCACAAUAUUAUCAGUAUGAUGUCCAUAUGGGUAAUUAUUAGCUUAAAUACUGAAUUACCAUAUCAACAGAGAUCUGCCAAUAUUUACAACUGAUGUUUUGGCUAUAAAAAUCUGCCUUUAUCAACUGUAAAUAUUGGCCAUACAAACAUCAAGUUUCAUCAUUCAUCAUUAAGUUUUGGGUCUGAACUACAUUUGAAUAUCGGUAUUGGCCAAAAUCUGUAAAAAGUGGCACAUCGGAUAUUGGUAAAAAUCUAAUAUCAUGCAUCCCUAUAAAAAUUUUUUUAUCUAUCUAUCUUUUGUUUGUUUGUUUGUUUGUUUUUUACGGAAGAGUAUUGGGGCCACUGAAAAAAAAUAAUUUUG